Molecule: messenger RNA, 909 nt
Organism: Diaporthe amygdali
Lineage: Eukaryota; Fungi; Ascomycota; Sordariomycetes; Diaporthales; Diaporthaceae
Product: methyltransferase domain-containing protein
Exons: 1
Coding region: 1-909 (302 amino acids)
Source: RefSeq, a predicted model, not a curated record
AUGGCACCUCAAAAUAUCUACGACAACCCUAUUUUUUUCGAGCUCUACUCCGAAUACCCUCGUGCUAAGGAAGGCGAGAAAGGAGCCUCAGAAUGGCCCGAGCUCCUCCAGAUGCUACCCCAUGACCUCAAUGGCAAGAGGGUGCUGGACCUCGCGUGCGGCGAGGGCUGGUUCGCGAGGUGGUGCGUGUCGCGGGGCGCCAAGACGGUCGACGCCUGCGACAUCAGCGUCAACAUGCUGCGCAAGGCCGAGGGCCUGACCAAAGGUCCUAAGACCACGUCGGCAACCGUGUCUGCGUCGGGCCUCGGCGAGUGCGGCAGCGUCGGUGGCGGUGUCGAGGGCGAGGAGAACGGGGUCAUUAAUUUCACGCGCGUCGACCUCGAGACGCUGCAACUGCCGGGCGAGACGUACGACCUGGUGUUCUGCGGGCUGGCCCUGCACUAUGUCAAGAACCUGGGCGGGCUGAUGCGACAAGUACACUCAUCGCUGAUGCCAGGCGGGCUGUUUGUAUACUCAAUUGAGCACCCUUUCCUCACGGCGCCCGUGUGCCCCAAGUUCAUCAAGACGGCGACGGCUAAGGCGGGCGCCACCGUCGGGGACAGCGGCGAGGUGGACCAGUGGACGGUGGACAGCUACUUCGCCGAGGGCGUGCGGUCGGUGGACUGGAUCAUCGACGGGGUGAUCAAGCAGCAUCGCACGCUGACGUCGUACUUUGAGUCGAUGCGCGAGGCCGGGUUCGAGGUCGAGAAGAUGGACGAGUGGGGCGCGACGAACCAGUCCGGGAGGAAGCACCCCGACUGGGUGGAGGGCGUGAUCCCUCGGUUCUUGCUGGUCAAGGCGAGGAGAAAGGGCAGACAGGCAAGGCCUUGGGGCGGGAUUGCGAAGGUUUUUGGCUUCUCUUCCCAGUAG